Messenger RNA from Peniophora sp. CBMAI 1063, 894 nucleotides. NCBI's taxonomy places the organism in Eukaryota, Fungi, Basidiomycota, Agaricomycetes, Russulales, Peniophoraceae. The record is from the annotation of a GenBank genome assembly.
AUGUCGACGUGCGCAAUCUGCCUUGAUGCUCUCAAAUCGCCAACUGCAUUUCCUUGCGGUCAUGUAUUCUGUUUUACAUGCAUUGAAAGCACGGUGCACAAGCAUAGCCCACUGGCAUGCACGCAGUGCCCGACAUGCCGCACCUCAUUUCCCCUAGUCACCGUCAACCCGGCGCUCCUCCCAUUGCAUCUCCGCCCGUUCUUCCAACCACCAUUUAGGCGAUUAUACCUCGACUCGCACACCGUCCCUCCGAAGAUGAGUCGCACAUCGCCACCCAGCAGUCCUCAAGCAAUGCAUGUCCCGGCUUCGCCACCGGCGCCGAUUCCCGUCCGCACUUGCGAAGGCGCGGUCGAGAUCGCUCGCCUUCGGGCGGAGCUUGAGGCCGUACGAGCCCAAGGAUCGAUGUGGCAACGGCGCGCCGAGCUUCUCGCCGGUGUUGUCGGACAUGCAGUUCGCGAGAGCGUGCGCACCGAAGUCGCAAGACUGAGGCGAGAGGGCGAGUCCGUACGCAGCGAUGAGCUGAGGAGAAGGAUGCAGGCGCUUGAGGCCGCCGAGCCUAGCCUAACGAUGUCCAAACACCAAUCUACACCGAGCUCGCCGAUGACUAUCCGGACGCCACCAGAUAGCAGGAAGCACGCUCGCGAUUCAGACGAUGAGAGUGAGCCGGAGACAAAAAGGGUCCGGCGCUCAAUGGAGAUGGACACCUCGUCCGAGCCUGAGUCGCGCGAAAAUACCCCGCUCGUACCGCCGCCUACGGACGCCGAGCUUGCUGCUGCGACCAGUCUGCGCAUGUUGUCUGUCAGCUCUCCGACUGCGAGUUCCGCAGCCAGCCCGCCACCAGAGACUGCAAACACGAAUAUCCCCGCCAGUGCGGCUACUGCUGUUGGAGCUUGA